Desarmillaria tabescens is the source of this 1524-nucleotide messenger RNA. RefSeq lists its product as uncharacterized. The record is from RefSeq and is a predicted model, not a curated record. Bases 140 to 1417 code for a protein of 425 amino acids. Gene Ontology annotation, molecular function: protein binding. The transcript is spliced from 10 exons. Lineage: Eukaryota; Fungi; Basidiomycota; Agaricomycetes; Agaricales; Physalacriaceae.
UACCCAGGAAGUCCUUUUCUUCGCUUCAUCUUUCUUCGACUUUCCUUUAGAGCAGAGCUCUCAUUAAUCUCCUUCUCCACAGCCGCACCUAGUCGACGUGUCGUUUCCAGUCUUUAUCUACACUCGUUCAUUUUCGAAGAUGAAAUUUGCUGCUGGACGGUCGGCUUUGAUUUUAACCCUGCCCCUUGUUGGGUAUGCCUAUCCAGUUUCUUUGCGAGCCGCUGGUAGAAGCUACGGCCAAAAAGUCUCUAUGGGAAACUCCUCCAACACCCAGUCGGUUGGUGCCGCGUAUUUCAUCACAAAUGAGGCCUCGGGAAAUUUCGUCGUUGCCGCUGACAUGUCCAACGAUGGGACUCUGACCUUGCGUCAGGCUGUCAGCACUGGAGGUAUCGGCAGUCAUGGAGAUGAUGCCGGUGCAAACGGUCCCGACGCCUUGUUCAGUCAAGGCUCAGUUAAAGCUUCUGCAUCGGGAAAGAUCCUUGCGACAGUUAAUGCUGGUUCGAACACGAUAUCUGCGUUUAGCAUCAACCCUUCCGACCCUACAGAUAUUUCAAUGAUCGGUUCCCCCGUUGGAAGUGGCGGGGAGUUUCCUGUGUCGGUCGCUAUCAACAGUGCUGGCGAUACCGUCUGUGCUCUCAAUGGAGGCGCAGUGAAUGGCGUCAGUUGUUUUUCUGUCAGCGAGCAGAAUGGCUUGGUACCUGUCACCGGCACUAAUCGCUCGCUCAAUCUUAACCAGACUACUCCUGCGACAGGUCCUGCAGGAUCUGUUAGCCAUAUAGUCUUUUCGGAAGACAACAAGCAGCUCAUCGCUUCAGUCAAAGGUGUACCACCGACACCUGGAUUUCUCGCCGUAUGGGACGUUGCUGAUGAUGGAUCUUUAUCUGAGUCUUUUACUCCCGUCGCCCCUGCAGAAGGGGGUCUUCUCCAGUUCUCGAUGACAAUCAUCCCGGGAAAGAACGCGAUCUUAGCUACUGAUGCUGGAAUUGGCUUCGACAUCUUUGACUUUAGCUCUGGUACAAAUGAAAGCAACAAGUCAUCAGUUGUCGCUAUCGAUGGCCAAAGCGCGACAUGCUGGUCGAGCUUCAGUCCAAAUACAAAGAACUUCUUUUUGACUGAUAUCGGAACCUCUAUGGUAACCGAAAUCAAUGUCGAUAACGAUCUUGUGGGCACUGUUGUUAAACAAUAUAACCAAGGACAAGGAGCUGCUACGAUAGAUAAUGAUAUCGCUUCUAUGGGUAGCAAUGACUUCAUGUACAUCCUGACGCCAAACGUGACCGCUCUCAAUGUGCUUUCGUUGAAAGCACCGGGAGACGCCCAGUUGAUUCAGAAACUCGACAUCGCAGGGCCUGCCAGCGCGGCUGGUCUUCAAAUCAGCGCUUCUAAUCUACAAGGUAUGACUACUUUCAUUGCACAGUAGUCGUACAUUCUCAACUGUCACUCUGACCAAUGUCGAUGAGAGUUUUCUGUUGUGAAUCCCCGGUUCUUUUCAUGAUACAAGGCAGUUAAAGUGAAAAUUUUGCAAGU